AAACCCAACAAACAGUUGUGGUACAGAUUAAGAACUAUAAAGUGAUCCUAAUGAGUCUUUUCCAGUUUACCACUAGAAGGCUGGUUUCACAAGCAUAUUGUGGACUUAAGCCACCUUCUUCCAAGAAACAACGAAUUUGCUUAGAAAUGGCUCGUUUUAAAUCAAAUAUGGCUGAUUUUCGAGAAGUGUUUGCCAAAGCAAAGCACAUAGCCAUUAUUACAGGGGCUGGUGUUAGUGCUGAAAGCGGUGUUCCUACCUUCAGAGGUGCAGGGGGCUACUGGAGAAAAUGGCAAGCUCAGGAACUGGCUACCCCAGAAGCCUUUGCAAGGAACUCCUCCCGUGUGUGGGAAUUUUAUCAUUACCGCCGGGAGCUGAUGUUGAGUAAACAACCGAAUGCAGCACAUGUUGCCAUUGCAGAGUGUGAAGCUAGACUGAGCAAACAGGGAAGAAGUGUUGUGGUCAUAACUCAGAACAUUGAUGAGCUCCACAGAAGGGCAGGCACAAAACACCUCUUAGAAAUUCAUGGUAGUUUAUUCAAAACCCGAUGCACCAGCUGUGGAAAUGUGGCAAAGAAUUACAAAAGUCCAAUAUGUCCAGCUUUGUCUGGGAAAGGUGCCCCAGACCCUGAAAUGGAAGAUGCCAAGAUUCCAGUUGAAAAUCUUCCUCGGUGUGAAGAGGAAGACUGCAAUGGUCUUCUCCGUCCCCAUGUUGUGUGGUUUGGUGAAACUCUGGAUUCUGACAUUCUUACAGAGGUGGAAAAAGAACUUGAGAUCUGUGACCUCUGUUUGGUGGUGGGAACCUCUUCUGUGGUAUAUCCUGCUGCUAUGUUUGCUCCUCAAGUAUCUGCAAGAGGAGUGCCAGUUGCAGAAUUUAACAUGCAAACCACCCCUGCCACAGAUAAGUUCAGAUUUCACUUUCCAGGUCCCUGUGGUACAACCCUGCCUCCAGCGCUUGCUCGCCAUAAAACUGAAAUAAUUUCAUAAGCAUGCGGCUGCGACAGGGAGGGGAAGAAAUGCUCUUACUGAGACGCUCAAGCCGCACGCGCGAGGGUGAACUGGAGCAGUCCUGUGGAAGAAACCUUAACCUGUCCCACAGAGACGCGAGCUUUGGCCCAACGACCCCAAUCACGGAAAUCCUCCUCCUGGGCCCGUGAGGGCUGCGACGGGGCCGGGAGACGGGCGGAGACGCUGGACUGUGGAAGGCGGGAAGGUCGAUGCUGACACCUGCCAGGCUGCCAGCGGCUCCGC
This is a messenger RNA of Pelodiscus sinensis (Chinese soft-shelled turtle), 1247 nucleotides long. RefSeq names its product sirtuin 5 (gene SIRT5). The record is from RefSeq and is a predicted model, not a curated record. Gene Ontology annotation, molecular function: histone deacetylase activity, NAD-dependent; NAD+ binding; protein-malonyllysine demalonylase activity. NCBI's taxonomy places the organism in Eukaryota, Metazoa, Chordata, Testudines, Trionychidae. Gene Ontology annotation, cellular component: nucleus.